AACAGGUACAGACAGGAGGAGGCCAUUAAUAUCAAACGGACGUAACGGAGGGUGUUGCUGUGGCUGCAGAGUGAUGGACGUGUCGAAGCGCGUGUCGUCGUGGUCGGUGGAAGAAGUGUUGGAGUGGGUGCAGGAUCAGUUCCCGGACCACAUGGGCACGCUGCAGAAAGCCAUAAUCAAACACGCUAUAUCAGGCCGGGCGCUGCUCAGACUGAAGGAGCAUCACCUGGAGCUGCUGGGGGUCGAGGCUGAGGAGCAGCAGCAGGAAAUCUUGCAGGAGCUCCUUCUCCUCAGAGUUCAAGAGGAAAUCGAUGAACUCAAUGAUAUCUGCUCUGAGUGUUUUGAUCAAUAGCGAGGAAUAAAUAUCUUCGGGAGAAACGCGUUUUAAUUUUUUAUUUUCCAUCCAUUCAUUCAUCCAUGUGAAGAAGGGAGAGACACGGGAGUGAUGGAAGCAACAAGACAAGGUGAAAGAGAGAGAAGAAUCAAUGAGGAAUGAAGAGAGAAAGAAACCCAUUUCCUCUGUGAAAUCCGACCUGUGCAGAUGGAUGAGAUUAGUUUUUGUCUGAGCGUCUUUUUCUGAGCCCUGCUGUCCAUUAGUCUCUGUCUUCUGUCUUUCUCUACAGACGCCGUGCAUCCUUUCAUAGUAUCAUGGAAUAAUUUUAGCCACGUUAAACCACUUUGGUCGAGACUGAAUAUAGACGUUCAUGAUCCCCAGAGGAUGAAUCCUAUUGACAUUUCUUCUGACGCAAUCAUUAAGUUUGCAUUUGCGGUUUUAAGUACAAUGUCUUAACAACUAUUGGAUGGACUGAAAAGAAGUUUGUUACAGACAUUCACGUCCACCUCAUGAUGAACUGUAACCCGUAAAUAUUUCCCAUAAAAAUCAGCAAGUCAAAAAUGGAAAAUUCUCCAAUACUUUGAUUUAUCACAUCUGCAAAACUAGGCUCAGCUGCAUUAUUAAAUGCCAUUAUGUUAAUAUACUAACAGGUUAAAUUAGAUCCAUCGAGCCUGUGUUUGCUGACAUAAACGCACCUGGCGUCAUGGCAACAUGGCAGCACACACAGUGAACCGUAAGCAGAAUUAAAUCUUUUUGUUUUAUGUAGUGUUUGUGUUGCUGUUACAACAUUGUAUCUGGCAUUAUCCAAUCCAAUUAUUUGUACUUUAUAGUUUAAAGUUUUGUGAGCAUGUGAUACUUCACCUCCUCUU
This is a messenger RNA of Centropristis striata (black sea bass), 1203 nucleotides long. Its product is annotated as sterile alpha motif domain-containing protein 12-like. The coding region runs from base 74 to 352 and encodes 92 amino acids. Lineage: Eukaryota; Metazoa; Chordata; Actinopteri; Perciformes; Serranidae. Gene Ontology annotation, cellular component: cytoplasmic side of plasma membrane. Gene Ontology annotation, molecular function: protein binding. The transcript has 4 exons. Gene Ontology annotation, biological process: cell surface receptor protein tyrosine kinase signaling pathway. The record is from RefSeq and is a predicted model, not a curated record.